Aegilops tauschii subsp. strangulata is the source of this 3374-nucleotide messenger RNA. RefSeq names its product glutamate receptor 2.8-like. Gene Ontology annotation, molecular function: ligand-gated monoatomic ion channel activity. NCBI's taxonomy places the organism in Eukaryota, Viridiplantae, Streptophyta, Magnoliopsida, Poales, Poaceae. The record is from RefSeq and is a predicted model, not a curated record. Gene Ontology annotation, cellular component: membrane.
AUGAAGAGAGCACGCGGCGGGGCCAUCGUCCUCUUCCUGUUACUCGCUGUCGAUUUCGGCAUUGCCCAAAACACCAUCGGCAAAGCAGAUGGAUUCCAUGUCGGGGUGAUCCUCGACCUGGGAUCGCCGGUGGGAAAGGUGGCGCGAACCAGCGUUUUGCUGGCCGUUCAAGACUUCUACGCGGCCCACCGGAACUACAGCACCAAGCUUGUUCUCCACGUUAGGGACUCCAUGGGCAGUGACAUCAAGGCCGCAUCAGCAGCUAUUGAAUUGCUAGAGAAUUACAAAGUGCAAGCCAUCAUUGGUCCCCAGAAAUCAUCGGAAGUUGUGUUCAUAUCCAAACUUGGAAAUAUAACCCAAGUCCCCAUAGUAUCAUUCACAGCAACAAGCCCCUCUCUCACUUGUGAUAGUAUGCCAUAUUUUGUACAAGCGACACCAGAUGACUCGGCUCAGGUGAAUAGCAUUGCCUCGCUCGUACAAGCCUAUGGAUGGAGAGAAGUAGUGGCAGUAUAUGAUGACACUGACUAUGGGAGAGGCAUUGUACCAUACCUCGCUGAUGCACUUCAAAAAAUUGAUGUGCGUGUUCCAUAUCGCAGUGUCAUCCCUUCAUCGGCAACAAGUGAGACCAUUAUAAAAAAACUCACUGAGUUGAUGGCAAUGCAAACAAGGGUAUUUAUUGUUCAUAUGUCAUCCACUAUGACUUCCCUUCUUUUUAUGAAGGCAAAAGAGCUAGGGAUGAUGAACCAAGGAUUUGCGUGGAUUACCACAAGUGGAGUGGCAAACAUCAUGGACACACUCAAUCCAAGAGUCAUUGAGGCAAUGAAUGGUGUGCUUGGAGUAAGGUAUCAUGUUUCCAGAUCGCAAGAACUUGAUAACUUAUCCAAAAGGUGGAACAAAAUGUACUUGCAGGAUAACCCAGAUGAAUCACCCUCCAAUAAACUAAGCAUUGUUGGGCUAUGGGGCUAUGAUACGAUAUGGGCAUUGGCACGAGCAGCAGAAAAGGUUGGAGUAUCCAAUACCACAAAUAAGCCACUAUUGUCCAUUAAAAACUCCACAUGCUUGGAAUCCAUGACUAUUUCCACUAAGGGUCAUGAACUCUUAAAGACAAUUGUACAAAAUAAGUUCAAAGGUUUCGGUGGUGAGUUUGACCUUACAUAUAGACAACAACAUAAGGCUUAUGUGUUCCAGAUAAUAAAUGUUGUUGGAAGAGGUUGGAGAGAAAUUGGGUUUUGGACUGUGAAAAGUGGACUUUCACGACAGUUAAAGCAAGAUGGCUUCAAAAAAACAGGACAACAGUCAAUGCAUGAUCUAAAUCCUGUAAUUUGGCCUGGAGAGUCAACCAAAAUACCAAUGGGCUGGGAAAUUCCUGCCGUUGGCAAGAAGCUUAGAGUUGGUGUGCGCUCAAGCAAAAUUCCGGAGUUCAUAAAGACAUACAAAGAUGCUGUCAAAAAUGCAACAACAGUGAGCGGCCUUACAGUUGAUAUAUUUGAGGAGGCGGUAAAGAGGCUACCUUUUCCACUUUCUUAUGAGUACCUAGAAUUUGACACAACUGAUACAAGGAGCUACAAUGAUUUUGUUUAUCAUGUUUAUCUUCAGUGUUUUGUUCUACUUUCACGCCACAAUUACUUCAAGUAUAGACAAAAGGAGGCCAACCAUAAAUUGUCAUUGCAGGAAUACGAUAUAGCGGUUGCAGAUAUUACUAUAAGAUACAACAGAUCAUUAUAUGUCGACUUCACUGUACCAUACACAGAAUCCGGAGUAGGGAUGAUUGUUCCAGUGAAGGAAAACGUGAUGAAGGAUGUGUGGCUUUUCUUGAAACCAUUGAGCACCGAGAUGUGGAUUGGCAGCAUCAUAUUAUUUAUGUACACAGGAGUUGUCGUCUGGCUGCUGGAGUAUCUAAAUGGCAAUGAACAUGUGCAUGGUCCCUUUUCGCUCAAACAACUGGCGACUACAAUAUUCUCCAUUUUUGAAGAGAGUGAAAAGCUGGAAUGCUUUCUACCUAGAAUUGUUUUGCGUGUAUGGAUGGUUGUACUUUUGGUACUUGCAGCAAGUUAUACAGCAAGCUUUGCAUCAAUGCUUACUGUACAUAAGCUUUCACCAACAGUGAAUGAUGUCCAGGAACUCCAAAAGAAUGGAGAAUAUGUAGGGUUCCACCAAGGUUCUUAUAUAGAGGGUCUACUAGUGGAAAUUGGUUUUGAUACAUCUAAGCUCAAGUCCUAUGCAACACUUGAAGAUUUCUAUAGUGCUCUUUCUAAUGGAAGCAUUGUUGCGGUUGUACUUGACAUCCCAUACAUCAAAUUGUUUCUCGCAAAGUACAACAAAGGUUACGCAAUGGUGGGGCCUAUUUACAAGAGUGCAGGUUUUGCAUUUGCGCUUCCCAAGAAUUCUCCACUAUGUGUUGAGAUGUCAAGGGCGAUACUCAACAUAACAGGAGGAGAUACUAUCAUUCAACUUGAAAAGAAAUGGAUAGAUCAAAAUAGCCAUGAAAAUGAUGGCACACUCGAUGGUUCAGGCGCUAUCACUUUUGAAAGUUUUGGGGGAUUAUUCCUCCUAACUGGAGUUGUGACAACAUGUUCCCCUUUUGUAGCGAUGUUAAUGAACCGCUACAAAGAAGAUCAACAAGAUCCAGGGAACAAAGGAGAUGACCAGAAUGAAUUCGGACACGAGCAAGUUAAGAAAAGGAGACAUGUGAAGAACAAAGAGAUGAAAACAGAAAAUGAAUUGAGAGAGAUAAACAACACUGUUAGUGCUUCACAGUUUGAGCAGAAAUGGUAACCGGCUACCACACAGUAGGUGCUCACACCCAAAAUAACAAUGCAACAUCACUGAUUCAUAUCGGUUUACAAACCAUUCUUGGGGAGACAAAAGUGGUAGGUGGCUCAAGUUAUUUCCAAACUGAGCAAAAUUCACCUUUCAAGCUCAAAGAUGAACAACUAACUAACUGCGGGGGCAAAGCUGGUCCAACCGAACUUGGGUACACUGUGCAUUCAAAAUCAAGUAAAUUUCCAGUUUACUUGUGCUUCAGCCUUUCAGGCAUCGGUUGGUCAACAACUGAAAAGGCUAAUUGGUCCCAUUAUAUCAUGUAAUUUUUCUUGAAACAAUCAAAGCUCGCUAUGAAGUAUUAGGGUAUAUGCUCCUUCAGUAAGAUAAUUGAGAUAUAGUGCACAAUAUAUUGUAAGGCAUCCAACACUAUCUAUCCCCGAAGAUAACUUUACAACACUAUGUCAGUCAAUAUGUCGGUAAUACAUGACUACAGCCCUAUGUCCCUCAAAAAUGCUACAACCCUUUGAAAUUAUAGUAAUGAACUAACCAUUUUUACAUUUAUAGUAGGCCCUAACACUGUACUUUACACAUCACAAAAUUAACACAUGACA